GCACAGGGACACACGGCUUUGGAGAGAAUCCCUGCGGCGGGGACGCGCUUUGGGCUUGUGCCGUUUGUUAAAAUCUCCCCCUGUCUGUGUCGAAUAAGGUGGUCACCCUGGAGCAGGAAUCUACCCAUACAGGGUCAGGUCCUCCGCCGUUUCUAGCUGCACAGGCAGGCUGGGCACGGCGGGGCGUGUCCGUGCCGCAGGUCCGGUUCAGUGGCCCGCGACGCCACUGUCCUCACUGCCUUCUCCCGCUCCUCGGAAUCCGGUGGCAUUUCGGAAAAGUGAAAAGGCAGGAAUUCCCCAGCGGCGUGUUGUGCUGUUCCCUACUUUCUUUCUGGGAAAAUGGUGGGGGGUAUUUGUGCGAAUAAACUGGCUCUGUGCCCUCUUCCCCGACAUGCGUGCCAACGAGUCAGAUGUGCCUUGUUGGUGUACAGAACAGUACAGUACGUUUUCUGUUGGGUGGGGCUUGACUUUUACCCCCAGAUACAGUACUUUUUUUAAAAGUCAAUAAGCAUAAUGAUGUAUAGGAGAAAAGGUGGAGAGCUGAACGGGAGUCAGUGGAAAGGUCCUGGAAUGCGAGGCUCUCCUUUCGCACAUCUCUGACAUGUCGGACAUGAAACGGAGAAAUCGUUAAGACGCUGUGUGAGCCUUUCGCAAUAAAUGUUCCUCAGUGUUUUUUUUUAGGAACCCAAGUUUGAGUCAUAGACAAACGCAGCCCAACAGAUUAUUUUCACAACAGAGAAACAAACCCCGAGUACGAGACGCAGAAUGGACACUACUGUAGGGGGAAGUGUGUUUAUGAUUAGGAACAGGAAGCAUUUUUUUACACAAAGAGGUGUGGGGGUGUGCAACAGGCUACCCAGUUUUGCCGUUGAAGCCGAUACUCUGGCUCCCCUCAAGAAACGGCUGGAUGAGAUCAUCAGCUCAAUUAGCUACUAGAAGUCAAACAACGAGCCGAAUGACUUCGUUUGUUAUCGGCGUUACGGGGUUGGGGAGGGGGGGUUAUAUUUCAAAUCUAGGGAACACAAAAAUAUUUUGCCCAGCACACUCCUAAAAACGCCAUGCCAGCAGCGAACACACACCGCUUUGAACUCGACUGAAAGACGAGAAAGACACUCGGCGGGUUUUCGCUGCAGAGACGAAGUUCCUGUUUCUCUGCUUUUUGCGUCUGAGAAAAUUUGGAAAAGUCCGCCCCUUCCCUCCGGGGGAAACGAGCCUCUUCUCGAGCAAUGUGACCAGAAGUAGCGUCCGUGUCCACACAGCCUGCGGGCCCGGAGCUGCACCUCUGUCCUCAUGCGGAUCCGUGGCUCCUCUCGCUCCUUCGUCGGACAGCGGCCGGAUGAGAUCACGGCGGCGAUAGUGAGAAGAUACACAAGCGUCUUUCGUGUGGAGUGUCCUGGCCAUACCGGCUCCACGUACGGAAGCCCUUGCGUGGAAUAACCUCUGUUCAUCAGCGACGUUACAAUACCGCUGGGGCGCAAUGGAGGAGGCCUACGAAGAGCUGUACCAGCAGUUUAUCCGACUUCGCGACAUCUGCCUCCAGCAAGCCGCUCUCCUGCAGCGACUGACGUCUGCCCAGGGACGGCCCAGCGCUUCCUCUACAGCCCCCCGCGCUGACUCUGGCGCCCCCGCCUCCAUCCCUGUUCAGUGCACGGAACGGGAGAGGCGCCUCAUCGAGGGCCCCUUUCCCCAGACCCCUGCUGUGGCAGCAGUGACGACGGCGCCCCCUCCUGGCCAGACGAGGAGGUGCAGCCCAGGGGUGGGAGCGAAUGGGGACGAUCACUGCCUCCUGCUUGAACGAAUACCCAGACUGCAGCUUGGCACACGCCAGCAGGCGGGGGUCCCUGAUCCCACCCAGCUGGCCACAGUGCCCCAUGGGCCAGAUGGCAUGGGGGAUAACCUGAUGAAAAGAGUUACGGCGCCCUCCGGUGGAGCAGGGUGGUCACCGCAAGCAGAUGAGUGGGCAGGGCCCAGCCAGUUCUACAAUGCGACGGGGGCCUUGUGCAGCACAGAGGCAAACACAGAAGACCAGCAGACACGAGCAGAGCGGAUCAGCAAGAUGCCUUGGAUGAUGAGCUCCUUCCUGGACAGCGACCUCCUCAGUCGGGGGGGCCUGCUGCUGUCGGAGGUCACGCUCAACUCCCAGGUGUGCGAGUUCUGCCAAGCGGUGUUCCCCAGCGACACCACCACUCGGGGGGAGUUCCUCCGGCACCUCACGGCGCACGUCACCUAGCCGCCCCCCCCCACCCCCGCACGGCGAGCGGCCGGCUGUAGGACAACCCGCAGCACGAGCAGGGGGUAGCGGAGUUAGGGCUCAGGAUGUGCUGAACGGCCCCCUGGAUGUGUGCAGCUGUAACUGAUCCAAACCAGUGCUGUCAAACUGCUCCUCAAGGGCCGGCCCAGUGCCUUCUGCUGCUCUCUCUGCAGUCGCCACCUCUCUUCCAAACCUUACCCGGCGGCUGUGGAGGGGAAGGGAGGGGCUGGUGUGGAAGUCGCAUAUUUGUUACAAUUCUGCACCAAGGCAGGAGUGGAAUUGGGUGGAAGCUGCUGCACAGACACUGGGACCAUGAGCAACAACGCAGUCCAUGCAUGUAGCACGACCGUCACACGAGCUGUGGUUGAACCUGCUCUCCCCUAGAUGGAGCCAGCCUACAGCUUGUGCGUUUUGAUCUCCCAUCUUGGCAACCUUAUUAAGAAGGCAUUCAUUAACUGUUUCCCCAGUUUAUGUAAGAAAAUGUAACAUUUGCAGCCAACGGUUUGCUUAUGAGUAAACUACUAAUAUUCCCUUGA
Molecule: messenger RNA, 2787 nt
Organism: Lepisosteus oculatus (spotted gar)
Lineage: Eukaryota; Metazoa; Chordata; Actinopteri; Semionotiformes; Lepisosteidae
Biological process (GO): canonical NF-kappaB signal transduction
Source: RefSeq, a predicted model, not a curated record